GCCGCCCGACGCUGAAACAGCGAGCACGCGUGCCGCGCACUGCCCAGCCGCGCUAAUUUUACACGCCAGUAACUCUGCUCUGGUACAGCGUUGACCCACUGAUAGUGAAGUGUUGCCUGCUAGUGCUAGUGACUCACUCGCCGCACACGUCGCCGACACAGCGACAACUUUACACCUCAACACACCACACAGCCAAAAUGACAGGGCCCUUAUGAUAUUCCCACUGGCAACCCUUAACACCGUACAUUGCCAUUUUAGUAAUAAUGUGUCAAAUCCUAGGAUAGCAUUGUAAAAGUUAAAUGUUUUGAUAUAAAUAAUAUUAAAUUUACGCUUAAAAAUUUCUUUCGCAUAGCUUAUAAAAAUUUUGUUAAAAUAACGACCAUAAAUUUUUAUAUUACAAUAACUAAACGUAAACAGUGUUUGUGUGUGAUUUUCUACGUGUUAUAAAAUGACGGUGUGCCAUUAAUUGCGCCAGUUUCCGUUCAUAUCUAUCUGAAUAUAUAUCGGCGGGAAAUUCGUGGGGUGAGCCAAAAUGUCGUCGCGUACGGGGCAGCGAGGCACGUCAGUUGCGACCAGCCAGCGCAAACAUCGCUCGCGGUCUACCACGAGGUACGACAUGGAGAAGAAGCCGAAGAAGAAGGACUUCAGGACAUCAGGCACCACCAGCCUGGUGUCCAUCCCCAACAGCAUCAAGCUGCCUAUGCUCAACAGUGGCCUCAUAUCGCUUGAACGAGUCACGUUUAAGCCCGAGACCGACGAGAACGGUUCCAUAUCGGAGACGAUACCGGACCGGCCCGUCGAACUCAAGAACUUCCCCAAACUCUGCGACCAGCGGAGAAAAUAUCCUGUAUUAUACAAAUUAGAAUUUCAAACGGCAGUCAAAGUGGAAACGCAUUCGUGUCGACACGCAACUAAGAAGACAAAUUCACAUAAAAACCAAAAUCAAAAAGUCAUACCUUAUGACUACAACCGAGUGGUGCUAGAGACGGUGGACCGAGAGCCCGACUCCGACUAUAUUAAUGCUUCCUACAUAGAUAGUAUAUUAAAACCAAAUGCGUACAUAGUAACUCAGGGUCCAACGGAGGAUACGGUGGUGGAUUUCUGGCGGAUGAUUUGGCAGGAGCGGGCCGCCGCCAUUGUCAUGCUUACCAAGACUUUCGACUUUAUUAAGGUGAUGUGCGUCCAAUACUGGCCGCCGAACAAAGAGAAGGACGAGACAUAUGGAGACAUCAGUGUGGGCAUCGUGCAGGAGGAGGAACUCGCCAACUUCCAUAUACGAACCUUCAGACUUUAUAAGAGUGAAAAAAAUGUGGUAGUAGAAGAGCGAUUCAUCCUACAGUUCCACUACACCCAAUGGCACUCCCACACGUGUCCGUUCAGCAACGCCCUGCUGGAGUUCAGACGUCGUGUCCGCGCCGUGGUCGGCAGACGACUGGCCACCAACCCCGCUGCGGGGCCUAUGGUAGUGCAUUGCAAUGACGGUGGUGGUAGGUCCGGAGUAUACCUGGCUAUUGACGCAAACCUCGAGCUGGCGGAGGAAGAAGACUGCUUCGAUGUGUUCGGCUUUUUGAAGAAACUGCGCCAAUCCAGGAAAGGCCUUAUAGAAAAUGAAGAACAAUACAAAUUCGUGUACGACACUUUAGAAGAGCACGUCGUCUGUGGAGUGUCAUGGUUCCCAGUGUCAGAGCUCUCGCAGAGACUGAAACAGAAGUCUCAGAGAGACCCGGUGUCGAAGCUGAAUGAAUAUCAGAAGGAGUACCAGCAGAUCUGCAAGCAGACGCCAAGGUUCACGAUAGGAGAUUGUGCGGGAGGACACAGAGGAGAUAAUCGAGAGAAGAAUCGGGAUGUCCUUGUUGUGCCACCCGACAACUUUCGUCCAUACCUAACGUCGUUCCAAGGCAACAGUUUCACGGACUACAUCAACGCUGUGUUCGUAGACGGUUACACCAAACCCCGGGAGUACAUAGUGACGGAGUGGCCUCUCGUCAGAACGCAGGGAGAGUUCUGGUCCUUAGUGUAUGACUACGAAUGUGCGGCUGUCGUGGUAUUGUGCGUGCCUCCUAAGAACUCUCAACAAUUCCCUCCCUUCUGGCCCGAGGGUCGUCAUUCCAAGAAGUACGGACCCGUGUUCACGAUAGACCACGUCUCACACAACCACUAUACCAACAUCAAGACUUGGAUAUUCAGAAUUAAUAAGAAGAUCAUAUCGCUCACGGAGCUAAUGGCAGGCGUGAAGGCGCCCACGAAGACGGUGCAACUGUUCCAACUGACGUGCUGGCCGAUGGGUCACAAGGUGCCUUCCUCCACCAACUCGCUGGUCGAGCUCAUGAACAUGGUGGAGAGGUGGCGACAGCGCACGGACUACGGACCCGUCUGCGUUGUGUCACCGGAUGGUCGGAGUCGCGCCGGUGUGUACUGCGCGGCCAACGCGUGCAUCGAGCAAGUGAUCCAACACGGCGAGGUGGACGUGUUCCAAGCAGUCAAGACCGUGCGCCGACACCGCCCGCAGCUCGUCGAGAACAUGACCGAAUACAAGUACUGCUACGAUCUAGUGCUUCAUUACGUGCUGCACUAUUUAAAUAAAGACAUGAAUGAAAAGAAGUGAGAGUGCGAACUUAAGGACGAACUCUGGUUCAUCGAGUUCGGCCGCGGCGCAGCGCUGCC
Messenger RNA from Helicoverpa armigera (cotton bollworm), 2664 nucleotides. It is a transcript of the gene Ptp36E, whose product is annotated as Protein tyrosine phosphatase 36E. The record is from RefSeq and is a predicted model, not a curated record. The transcript is spliced from 17 exons. Gene Ontology annotation, biological process: protein dephosphorylation. NCBI's taxonomy places the organism in Eukaryota, Metazoa, Arthropoda, Insecta, Lepidoptera, Noctuidae. The coding region runs from base 533 to 2605 and encodes 690 amino acids. Gene Ontology annotation, molecular function: protein tyrosine phosphatase activity.